ACACCGGUUGACGUGUCUGCCGAAGCCGGAAGUAGCCGCCGAGGAGGCUCGGAGCGUCGGGGGGCCGCGGGGUUUUGUUUUGUUUUGGCUUCCUCGCCGUCCUCGUCCGGGUCGCCAUGGCGGUCGCGCGGCUGUUGCUGCUUUCCGCACUCCAGGCGGUUCUUCCGCCCUUCGCCUCCUCUUUCUACCUGCCCGGCCUGGCUCCCGUUAACUUUUGCGAGAAGUCGAAUACGAUCUCGGAAUGCAAGUCUGCGAUAGAACUAUUUGUGAAUAGACUGGAUUCUGUGGAAUCAGUUCUUCCUUAUGAAUAUACUGCAUUUGAUUUUUGCCAAGCAGAGGGAGGAAAACGACCUUCUGAAAACCUUGGUCAAGUAUUGUUUGGUGAGAGGAUUGAACCAUCUCCCUACAAGUUCAUCUUUAACCACAAAGACACUUGCAGACAUGUUUGUACAAAAGAAUAUGAUCUUAAUAAACCUGAACAAAGACAAAAAUUACAAUUUCUGAAAAAAAGUAUGUUGUUAAACUAUCAGCAUCAUUGGAUUGUGGAUAAUAUGCCAGUAACAUGGUGUUACGAGGUUGAGGACAAUCAGAAAUUUUGCAAUCCUGGAUUUCCCAUUGGUUGCUAUGUUACAAAAGAUGGACAUGCCAGAGGUGCCUGUGUUAUAAGUUCAGAAUUCCAUGAUGCAGAUACUUUCUAUAUAUUCAACCAUGUGGAUAUUAAAAUAGUCUAUCAUGUUGUGGAAAAUGAAGCACCAAGGGCAAGACUCGUGGCUGCUAAACUUGAACCAAAAAGUUUCAGGCACACAAAUAUUGACAAACCAGACUGCUCAGGACUACCUAUGGAUUUAAAGAACACUGUUAAUGAUGGAAUUGUCAAAAUUGCUUAUACAUAUUCAAUUAGUUUUGAGGAAAAUAAGGAAAUCAGGUGGGCAUCCAGAUGGGAUUACAUUUUAGAAUCCAUGUCCCACACGCACAUACAGUGGUUCAGUAUAAUGAAUUCACUGGUGAUUGUCCUUUUCCUCUCUGGAAUGGUAGCUAUGAUUAUGCUAAGAACUCUGCAUAAGGACAUUGCAAGAUAUAACCAAAUGGAUUCUACAGAAGAUGCUCAGGAGGAAUUUGGCUGGAAAUUGGUUCACGGUGACAUAUUUAGACCCCCACGAAAAGGAAUGCUGCUUUCUGUCUUUCUGGGUUCUGGAACUCAGAUUUUAAUUAUGACAUUUGUUACAUUAUUUUUUGCUUGUCUGGGAUUUUUAUCCCCUGCAAAUCGAGGUGCAUUAAUGACUUGUGCCGUGGUCUUGUGGGUGCUUCUUGGAACUCCGGCAGGUUAUGUUGCUGCCAGGUUCUACAAAUCUUUUGGGGGAGAGAAAUGGAAGACAAACGUUCUCCUAACAGCUUUCCUUUGCCCUGGCAUUGUGUUUGCAGAUUUCUUCAUCAUGAAUCUCAUUCUUUGGGGAGAAGGGUCCUCAGCCGCCAUUCCAUUUGGCACUUUGGUUGCUGUUCUGGCACUUUGGUUUUGCAUAUCAGUACCACUGACUUUCAUUGGGGCUUACUUUGGUUUUACAAAGAAUGCCAUAGAACAUCCAGUCCGUACGAAUCAGAUUCCUCGCCAGAUUCCAGAACAAUCAUUUUAUACAAAACCACUUCCUGGGAUUGUUAUGGGAGGCAUUCUGCCCUUUGGAUGCAUCUUCAUUCAGCUUUUUUUCAUUCUUAAUAGCAUAUGGUCUCAUCAGAUGUAUUACAUGUUUGGCUUCUUGUUUCUGGUGUUCAUUAUUUUGGUUAUUACAUGUUCUGAAGCUACUAUUCUACUUUGCUAUUUCCAUUUAUGUGCAGAGGACUACCACUGGCAGUGGCGCUCCUUUCUUACGAGUGGUUUUACUGCUGUUUAUUUUCUAAUAUAUGCAGUGCAUUACUUCUUUUCUAAGCUUCAGAUUACGGGUACAGCAAGCACCAUUUUGUACUUUGGCUACACCAUGAUAAUGGUCCUGAUCUUCUUCCUUUUUACAGGAACAAUUGGAUUUUUCGCUUGCUUUUGGUUUGUGACCAAGAUAUACAGUGUGGUAAAAGUUGAUUGAAGAUACUCAAUGCAGACACUAUCAAACUAAUUUAAGUACAUGAUUUUGGAAAAGAAUGUAAGCUUUAUCGAAAGUACUUAGUACUUUCUGAAUGAUAAAUAUACAUUUUCUCUCAUUCAAAUAUUUGUAUUGUAAUUUUGCAAUCUGUUUUCACUUCGUAUUCUUAAUGAAGACUGAAUAUAAAUGUAUGCAUUUGUAAAUAUUGUUAUAUUGGGACUUUUAAAUUCUAAUGACUGGUUAUAAGUGCUGCUUUGCAGGAUUUAAUAAUUCUUCUGAAAGAAUAGUUGUAAAUAAAGUUUUCUAGGUUUGCUGAA
Messenger RNA from Pantherophis guttatus, 2386 nucleotides. It is a transcript of the gene TM9SF2, whose product is annotated as transmembrane 9 superfamily member 2. Gene Ontology annotation, cellular component: membrane. Gene Ontology annotation, biological process: protein localization to membrane. The record is from RefSeq and is a predicted model, not a curated record. Lineage: Eukaryota; Metazoa; Chordata; Lepidosauria; Squamata; Colubridae.